GCAGCUCCGGCAUGUAUUUAAGUUUUACUGUUUUUAGAAACGCGUGUCCUGUCUUCUAAGAUUCGUUAUUCGAAGUAGAAAAAUGUUUCUAGGAAGCCAAGAGGCUUUUAAUUUUUGUAUUUAGACAUUCAUGAAUAGGUUGUGCAUCUUGGGUGAACAUUUUGGAGGAAGUUUAUUGAUGCACUUAAAUUUAGGGUUUAACAUAUGCCAACCAGACCCAGAAAAAGAAAGAACAUCUGAAAAAUACAUAUCAAUUAUCAAUCAAAAUGACAAACGUAAUGUGUGCACAUUCAGAACCAGUAGUUUUGGAGAAGCCUAAAGCAAGCCGGGAGAAAUGUUAUGUUUGCUCUUUUGACGAUUGCACUGCUUCGUUUUCCAGGCCUUGCCAGUUGGAAACUCAUUUAAGAGCACACACUGGAGAGAGGCCUUUUAUAUGUACAUACGACGACUGCUACAGCUGCUAUACUCGAGUUGAUCAUUUGAAACGACACAUUGCAAAAUGUCACGAAGCCAAAAUUGUCAAUACAUUUACCUGUGAAUACGAGCAGUGUGGAAAAGUACUUUCUUCAAUACACAGCUUGGAAAGACACAUGAAGACGCAUGAGAAAAGAUCAUAUAAAUGUCCUACUUGUAAAAAGGCUUUUCUAAAACAUCAACACCUGAAAAUUCACAGUUUUGAGCACACAGGAAUAAAACCUUUUCAUUGUGUUCAUGAUGGAUGCGGAAGAACUUUUGUUCUACCCAGUAAACUCAAAUCACACAUGAAAAGUCAUAAAGGGUAUACCUGUGAUUCCCCUGGGUGUGAGGAGAAUUUUUCCAAAUGGACACACUUCAGAAGGCACAAAAAGCUCUGUCAUCCCCAGAAACAUGAAUGUGAAGUGUGUCAGCGAAGGUUUUUCACCAAAUCCAACUUACGUGCUCAUGCUGAGACGCACAAGACUGACCGUGAGAUAUUUUGCUGUCCACACGAAGGGUGUUCUUUUUCAUACUUCCAGGAAAAGAACCUUCGGGCACACGUUACUAGCUAUCAUGAGAAGAAACGCCAUGCGUGUACUAUAGAGGGAUGCGAAAGAACUUUUAUUAGUAAGGGAGGAUUGAAGAAGCACAUCAAACUACAUGAAUUGGGCCGUUCCUUUCCACCAAAGAAUCGAAAUAAAAGAAAAAAAAGAUUGGAAAAAAGAAGAAAACUUUGGCAUCUAUUCUAUCUGGAUACACAGUCGUUGAGGAGGAAGACGAAUGACUUAGUGUUCCAAACACUUCAAUAACUGAACAGCUUCAAGUUUCUUCACAUAGUGUUCAUGAGCAGCAUCACAAUAAUGAGCACUAUUAAAUGAAAAGUUGCUGAUGCCAGAUGACCAACUUGUUUUGUUUGUGACCAUUAACAGAAGUUGCUCAAUAAAUACAUGCAGUUGGCAAGAUGGAGGGGCUACCAUUUAUAAUUUCCCAUCUAAUGGUACUUAUUAAUGUAUGUUAUGAUAAAGACAAGACGUCAAAUAACUAUUUUUUCUUUUGUUGUCAAAUUCUUACAAAGAAUCACAUUUUGUUAAAGGGUAACUCGAAAUUUGUUCAACUAUCGUGAUAUCUUGUGUAAAUAGUAAUUCUAGUACCAGGUAAAUUCCAGCCUAUAAUAUAAUAUUGGUGUGAUAAUUCGGCUAUAAUGUCCACAUUAUUUUAUAUACAUUUACAUAACUUAAGACAUUUGUUAAAAUUUCAGAUUUAUAAAAUGACUUAUUUCUUG
Messenger RNA from Limulus polyphemus (Atlantic horseshoe crab), 1738 nucleotides. RefSeq names its product transcription factor IIIA-like. Gene Ontology annotation, cellular component: transcription regulator complex; PcG protein complex. Gene Ontology annotation, biological process: regulation of transcription by RNA polymerase II. Gene Ontology annotation, molecular function: DNA-binding transcription factor activity, RNA polymerase II-specific; RNA polymerase II cis-regulatory region sequence-specific DNA binding. The record is from RefSeq and is a predicted model, not a curated record. Lineage: Eukaryota; Metazoa; Arthropoda; Merostomata; Xiphosura; Limulidae. The coding region runs from base 267 to 1265 and encodes 332 amino acids. The transcript is spliced from 10 exons.